Rosa chinensis is the source of this 1576-nucleotide messenger RNA. RefSeq names its product polyketide synthase 1. The record is from RefSeq and is a predicted model, not a curated record. Gene Ontology annotation, molecular function: acyltransferase activity, transferring groups other than amino-acyl groups. The transcript is spliced from 2 exons. Lineage: Eukaryota; Viridiplantae; Streptophyta; Magnoliopsida; Rosales; Rosaceae. Gene Ontology annotation, biological process: polyketide biosynthetic process. The coding region runs from base 122 to 1291 and encodes 389 amino acids.
CCAUUAUAUUCUAACAUUUUUUGCCUUGCUACUGCAACACAACACAAACAGUUCAAUCCAUCCUUGUUCCUCCUAGCCUCCCCAUUUUGAUCUUUUCUCGACACUUCUUCGAGAUAUCACAAUGGUGACCGUCGAGGAAGUCCGCAAGGCUCAACGUGCUGAAGGUCCAGCCACCGUCUUGGCCAUCGGGACAGCCACUCCUCCCAACUGUAUUGACCAGAGCACAUACCCCGACUACUAUUUUCGUAUCACCAACAGCGAGCACAAGGCUGAGCUCAAGGAGAAAUUCCAGCGCAUGUGUGACAAAUCUAUGAUCAAGAAGCGUUACAUGUAUUUGACUGAAGAAAUUCUCAAAGAGAAUCCUAGUAUGUGUGAGUACAUGGCUCCUUCACUUGAUGCAAGACAAGACAUGGUGGUUGUUGAAAUUCCAAAGCUUGGAAAAGAGGCUGCCACUAAGGCCAUUAAAGAAUGGGGUCAACCCAAGUCCAAAAUCACCCACUUGGUCUUUUGUACCACUAGUGGUGUCGACAUGCCUGGGGCCGAUUACCAGCUCACUAAGCUCUUGGGCCUCCGCCCGUCCGUCAAGCGUCUCAUGAUGUACCAGCAAGGGUGUUUCGCCGGAGGCACGGUGCUCCGGUUGGCUAAGGACUUGGCCGAGAACAACAAGGGUGCACGUGUUCUUGUUGUUUGCUCAGAGAUCACUGCAGUUACAUUCCGUGGGCCUAGCGACACUCAUCUCGAUAGUCUUGUGGGCCAAGCCUUGUUCGGUGAUGGUGCUGCGGCCAUUAUUGUUGGGGCCGACCCAUUGCCUGAGGUUGAGAAGCCUUUGUUCGAGUUGGUCUCGGCAGCUCAAACUAUCCUCCCUGAUAGUGACGGAGCCAUUGACGGGCAUCUUCGUGAAGUUGGGCUCACAUUUCACCUCCUCAAAGAUGUUCCUGGGCUGAUUUCGAAGAACAUCGAGAAGAGCCUCAAUGAGGCCUUCAAACCUUUGAACAUCACGGACUGGAACUCACUUUUCUGGAUUGCACACCCGGGUGGCCCUGCAAUUUUGGACCAAGUAGAGGCUAAAUUGGGCCUGAAGCCCGAAAAGCUAGAAGCCACAAGGCAUAUACUAUCCGAGUACGGCAACAUGUCUAGUGCUUGUGUGUUGUUUAUUUUGGACGAGGUGAGGAGGAAGUCUGCAGCUAAUGGGCACAAGACCACCGGAGAGGGCUUGGAGUGGGGUGUUCUAUUUGGGUUUGGGCCUGGGCUCACCGUCGAGACUGUUGUGCUUCACAGUGUGGCUGCUUAAACUCCAAGGCAUCUGGCUUCACUUGGCUAAUCUGCUCCUGGAUUUGUUCCUUUAUAUGUAUUGUUUCCAGUUUCUACUCUACUUUCCUGGCUGGUUUUCCUUUUUUGGAUUUAUUUUACCAGUGAAUUUCAUUUGGGCAUUCUGAGGGUAAACUUAGAUGCCAUCACUGUGUCUACUUUCAUAUUGCUAAUUACUAGAUUGAUGAAGAAAACAAAAGGGCUUGUCCCAUGUAGCAAUAUAUGUAAUGAUGAAUAAUAUUAUUCCACAUAUUUCAUAUGAUUAAAA